This is a messenger RNA of Periophthalmus magnuspinnatus, 3163 nucleotides long. RefSeq names its product exonuclease 3'-5' domain containing 3 (gene exd3). Lineage: Eukaryota; Metazoa; Chordata; Actinopteri; Gobiiformes; Gobiidae. The record is from RefSeq and is a predicted model, not a curated record. The transcript has 21 exons. Gene Ontology annotation, molecular function: 3'-5' exonuclease activity; nucleic acid binding. Gene Ontology annotation, biological process: nucleobase-containing compound metabolic process. Bases 84 to 2726 code for a protein of 880 amino acids.
AUUUAGCCUACACUUCCCGGUAGUUUAAUACACUCAUGCUGUCACAGUUGACCAACUGCGGAAAACUAUCAAGUGUAUGAAGAAUGAGCCUUGUCCAUUUGGAUAUAGGAGGUCUUGACCCCACCGUGCUGAGGGACCAACUCUUCGAGCUAUGGACACAGAAAGAUCUAAAGACGCUACAUUUGGCUGUGCUCCAGGGCUUUUCAAAACUCAACGAUCCCCUGGAGGCCAUCCUAACAAUCCUGGAGAGCUGUCCAGGCAAACAAAAAGGUCGGAGCCACACCCUUGGCUACUGCAUCCUCAUGGAAUUUCAGACAUGGAUGAAAGAACAUCCUCAGGUGAGCCUGAAUUCGCUGCCAGAACAAGAAGCAUUUUCACUCCAGCAGCGAGCGUUGCACCUGCUCACAGAUGCACAGCCCAACUUUGUGGAAGCCCUUAUAAACAUCUACCAACUCAACACUGUGGAUCCUUCUGUACUUAGACUACAAAUUAUAAGACUGCAAGCGCUUAACUGUUAUAAAGAGGCAAUUGAUAUUGCCAGUAAACUGAAGUUGCAGAAUGAACUAAGUGUGGAGGAGAUGUGUAUACCGCUCAUCUUGCAAGAUAAGUUGUCAAUGGCAGAGUCUUAUGUAAAAGGCCACAAACACCUUGUACAAGCACUUGUCACUCUGCUGGACUCCUGGUGCCACCCCAACUUUGACGUGAACCAAAUAAUCAUGCAGUUUCCACGGCUCUCCCUCUCCAGACAUCACAUGGGAGUAAUUCAACCCAAGAUGCUCACAAAACACGUGAUAAGACUGGUGGAGAAGUACAAUAUUGAUCAAGCACUGUGCCCUAAUGCAUUGUAUAAAAGGAGACUGGACUCUUUACGCUAUCUCAUGUACAAGGCAUUUGUGGAGAAUGGAAUGUCAGAGGAGAACUGGAGUGAUCUUGUGCAGAUUGUUGUAAGAGAGGACUUGGAACUUCAGAUCCAGCUGGUGGAGAUGUUAGUGAGAUAUAGUUGUCUACGCAAAGCUGCUCAGUGGUCAAUCAGAUACAACAUCCCUCCAGAACGCUUACCCUGUGGAGUUUGGGAAACUCAGCAGACAUUACCUCAACAUUUGCGGCAUGUUCUUUUGGACUCGACUCAAAAUGAAGACUGGGUGCCAUCUUCAUCUCAUUGUGAAAGGUUUUACCAGGUCCCUCUCUCCAGAGACAAAGUUAUAUUUGUAGACACCCCCGAGGCUCUACAAAAACAUCAAACGUUGUUACUUAAGGAAGGUGGUGUUGUUGGAGUGGAUAUGGAGUGGCAACCAACUUUUGGUUGUAUCUUGACUCAGUCUCAAGUUGCUCUGAUUCAGCUGGCUGUUUCUGAACAUGUUUUCCUGAUAGACCUUUGUCAAAAAAGCUACUGUCAGCAUCCAGAAACUUUAAAUUUUAUCAGGAGGCUCUUCUCGCAAUCAAAUAUUCUUAAACUGGGUUAUGGUAUGUCAGGUGAUCUCAAGUGUCUCUUGGCCACCUGGCCCCAGUUAAUAGAUCAGCCUCUCAAGAUGGAAGGGGUGUUGGAUCUUCUCAAUGUUCACCAAAAGAUCCAGCGCAGUAAAAAGAAGAGAACACAGAAAGGCCCUAAAGAGGUGCUGGUCAGCCAAGAUUCGUCAGAGAAAGGCCUCAGUCUGCUUGUACAGCAGGUCCUGGGACAGCCCCUGGACAAAACAGAACAGAUGUCCAACUGGGAGAAACGGCCACUUCGCGUCAGCCAAAUUAGAUAUGCAGCGGCUGAUGCAUACUGUCUGGUGGAUGUAUACAAUGUCCUGUCAAGCAGACCAGCAGAUUUUGGGCUGCCUGCAGACCUGCGUACCAUCUCAACCAGUCAGACAGAAAAAGUCAAAGAGAAGAAGCAGAAAAAUAAAGAAAACAGCAAAGAGGAAUGUCAUGGGGCUCAAAGGGUCAGCUCCCCCCGUUCUGCAGCAGAGAAAGACCUCCUGUGUGGGGAGUUGUCCUGUGAGGACUUCCCCCCUGUACCCCCACAACAGCUCCGGGUGGUGUGUGACAACAUGCUGCAGGGGCUGGGCAGGUACCUGCGUUGCUUAGGAGUGGAUGUAGUAAUGUUGGAGAACACUGAUGACCACAAGAAAGCAGCAGAGUUAGCACAUUGGGAAGGCCGUUUCAUACUCACUUGUGGACAACCCUAUCAAAGUUUACGGUCUCAGGUGGGCGAGGGCCGCUGUCUCUUGCUGGACUGUUCGGAGAAGGCUAGAGACCAGGCUGUCAGAGUCCUCAGAUACUUCAACGUCAAGCUAACUCCCAAUGACGUAUUCAGUCGCUGUCAGGCUUGUAACAGUGACGAGUAUGUGGCAGUGCCUAGAGCAGAUAUGAGAAAUAUGCUCAAACAAAAAGGCUUCCUCCAGGACCAGAAUAUAGACCUCACUGAUGAAGUGUUGCCCCAGAUGGAGGAGGAGAAGGCGUCGACCUCCAGCGUGACCCCUGCCCUCCCCAGGUAUACUCACCAGUGUCGCUGGGCCUCUCUGUCAGGCCUGGACCCAGACAGCCUGACCUUUCCCGGUGGGGCACCGAUCCAGCUCCACACUGUGCCCCAUGGCCUCCUGCCCAAGAUCCCUGUCUUCUAUGUGUGCACCAGAUGUGGGAAGGUGUUCUGGGAAGGAUCACACUUUGAGCGCGUCCUGUCCAUGUUUCAGGACGUUUUUCACAUAACAGACCAGAAUGCAGUGGUCACAGCAGCGCAAUAACCUGUCUUUAACAUUAUACUCAGAAGGCUUUUACAUUAAUGAGGGCGUGGUAGCAAAUGUGCGGGCGUGGUUUUGGUUAUUAUUAUUUCUUCUUAUAUCAAAUGUGUUGAACAGUAAUGUACUGGUACUUCAUCUCUGUAUUCUGUAUGAUUAUUAUUAUUAUUUUUUAAUUACUAUAAUGUAAAAUUUUACAAAAAUGGCUAUAUUCACAUGACCUUUGAAUCUGAGAUUGUCUGAAAGGGACUGUUCAACUUUUAGUUUGAUAAAUAGUUCAAUGUGAUUUUUGCACUGUUAUAGUUUACCCCCUUAUAUUUGUGUGUUAAUGCUCAGUUUUUUUAUACAAAGCAAUUGCAUAAGAGUUGAGAGCUGAUAUUUCUUUAUUUUUCUUUAUUUUUAUGUGAUUGUUUAAUUGCAGUAAAAUAAACAAUGUUCAACUU